Molecule: messenger RNA, 1857 nt
Organism: Pteropus alecto (black flying fox)
Lineage: Eukaryota; Metazoa; Chordata; Mammalia; Chiroptera; Pteropodidae
Gene: ENOX2
Product: ecto-NOX disulfide-thiol exchanger 2
Exons: 13
Biological process (GO): ultradian rhythm
Cellular component (GO): external side of plasma membrane; plasma membrane
Molecular function (GO): protein-disulfide reductase activity; RNA binding
Source: RefSeq, a predicted model, not a curated record
AUGGCUGUCACAGAAGUCAAAGCCAUGGCCAUAACCUCCUUCUGUUUUAUUGGAAAGCUGGUCAUGAAGACUGAUAAUAGUAGAACUAUGAAUGUGGAUUCCACUGCAGUGAUGCUGUCUAUGUCUGAUCCAACCACAUGGGCCACAGCAAUGAAUAAUCUUGGAAUGGCACCACUGGGAAUUGCUGGACAACCAAUUUUACCUAACUUUGAUCCUGCUCUUGGAAUGAUGACUGGAAUUCCACCAAUAACUCUAAUGAUGCCUGGCUUGGGAAUAGUAUCUCCUCCAAUUCCACCAAAUAUGCCAGUAGUAAAAGAGAUUAUACACUGUAAAAGCUACAUACUUUUCCCUCCAAGUCCAAAUCUUCCAAAUCCUGCAACCCGAGAACGACUACCAGGAUGCAAAACAGUAUUUAUGGGUGGCCUACCUGAAAAUGGGACAGAGCAGAUCAUCAUGGAAGUUUUUUAACAAUGUGGAGAGAUUAUUGCUAUUCGAAAGAGCACACAGAACUUUUGUCACAUUCGCUUUGCUGAGGAGUACAUGGUGGACAAAGUCCUUUAUCUUUCUGGUAGUUACUGUAUUCACCUGGGCUCUAACACUGACAAGAAGGACACAGGCCGGCUCCAUGUUGAUUUUGCACAGGCUCGAGAUGACCUUUAUGAGUGGGAAUGCAAACAGCGUAUGCUAGCAAGGGAAGAGUGCCACCAUAGAAAAAUGGAAGAAGAAAGAUUGCACCUGCCAUCCCCACCCUCAGUGGUCCACUAUUCAGAUCAUGAAUGCAGCAUUGCUGCUGAAAAACUAAAAGAUGAUUCAAAAUUCUCAGAAGCUGUGCAGACCUUGCUCAUCUGGAUUGAGUGAGGAGAGGUGAACCGUCGCAGCGCCAGCAACUUCUACUCCAUGAUCCAGUCAGCCAACGGCCACAUCUGCCGCCUGGUGAAUGAUAAAGGUACCCAUGAGAAAGACAUGGAAGAAGCAAAGGAGAAGUUCAAGCAGGCCCUUUCUGGAAUUCUCAUUCAAUUUGAGCAGAUAGUAGCUGUGUACCAUUCUGCCUCUAAACAAAAGGCAUGAGACCACUUCACAAAAGUCCAUCAUAAAAACAUCAGUGUUUGGUACAAACAAGCUAAGGAAAUUCAUAACAUACAUAAUGAGGAAUUAAUGGGAAUCAGAAGAGAAGAAGAAAUGGAGAUGUCUGAUGAUGAAAUAGAAGAAACAACAGAAACAAAAGAAACUGAGGAAUCAGCCUUAGUAUCACAGGCAGAAGCACUGAAGGAAGAAAUUGACAGCCUCCGUUGGCAACUCGAUGCCUAUAGGAAUGAAGUCGAAGUGCUUAAACAAGAACAAGGCCAAGUCCACAGAGAAGAUGACCCAAACAAGGAACAGCAGCUGAAACUCCUACAACAAGCCCUGCAAGGAAUGCAACAGCAUCUACUCAAAGUCCAAGAGGAGUACAAAAGGAAAGAAGCUGAACUUGAAAAAAUCAAAGAUGACAAGAUACAGGUGGAAAAAAUGUUGGAAAAUCUUAAAGAAAAGGAAAGCUGUGCUUCUAGACUGUGUGCAUCAAGCCAGGAUAGUGACUACCCUCUUGAGAAGAACCUGAACAGCAAUCCUAUCAAAUCUGAACGUGAAGCCCUACUAGUGGGGAUUAUCUCCACAUUCCUUCAUGUCCACCCAUUUGGAGCAAGCAUUGAAUACAUCUAUUCCUACUUGCACCGUCUAGAUAAUAAGAUCUGCACCAGUGAUGUGGAAUGUCUCAUGAGUAGACUCCAGUAUACCUUCAAGCAAGAAAUGACUGGAGUUGGAGCAAGUCCGGAGAAGAGAUGGAAAUUCUGUGGCUUUGAGGGCUUGAAACUGACCUGA